UGGCUGUGUCAUCUGACCAGAACUGCGGCAGAGGCGAUGGCGGGUCCCAUGCUGCGCUGGUGCUGUCCUGUAGGGCGUUGGGCUUUAGCCUGCAUUGACGGCGGUUCUCGCUACGGAAGAGGGGCUGCGACUGGGUGCACGUCCAGCGGGAAAAGGGGACAGAGCUCAGUGGCUCAGCAGCCCCGCAUCACGGCCCAGAAGCCAAGGAAGGGUGAACACGAAUGGGCAGCUGUGGUAGGUUUGGAAAUUCAUGCCCAGAUUUCCUCCAAUUCUAAACUCUUCUCUGGAUCUCAAGUCCACUUUGCAGCACCUCCAAAUUCUUUGGUAUCUUUUUUUGAUGCAUCUCUACCUGGAACUUUGCCGGUUCUCAACAGGAGGUGCGUCGAAGCGGCAGUGAUGACAGGCCUGGCACUGAACUGCCGCAUAAACAAGAAGUCCUUGUUUGACAGGAAGCACUACUUCUAUGCAGACCUCCCUGCAGGCUACCAAAUUACCCAGCAAAGGCUUCCGAUCGCUGUGAAUGGGAGCAUGGUGUACGGCGUCUGUGUGGGGAAGAAGCGGAGUCAGGUGAUCAACAAGACAGUGAGGGUCAAGCAGAUCCAGCUGGAGCAAGACAGUGGCAAAAGCCUCCACGAUGACCUGCGGUCUCAGACGCUCAUUGAUUUGAACAGGGCGGGAGUUGGCCUUCUGGAAGUGGUCCUGGAACCUGACAUGUCCUGUGGAGAAGAGGCAGCAACAGCAGUCAGGGAGCUGCAGCUGAUACUUCAAGCCCUGGGGACGAGCCGGGCGAAUAUGGCAGAGGGCCAGUUGAGAGUGGAUGCCAAUAUAUCUGUGCAUCACCCUGGAGAGCCUCUGGGCAUUAGAACUGAAGUGAAGAAUCUCAACAGUGCCAGAUUCUUGGCCAAAGCAAUAGACUAUGAAAUUCAGAGACAAAUCAAUGAACUUGAGAAUGGAGGUGAAAUUCUGAACGAAACUCGCUCCUUUGAUUACAAGCUGGGGUGCACCGUACCAAUGAGAGACAAAGAAGGAAAACAAGACUACAGGUUUAUGCCAGAACCCAACCUGCCUCCCUUGCUGCUCUAUGAUGCUGAAUCUCUGCCCACCGCUGCAGACCCACAGCAAGUGAUCAAUAUUGACCAGAUUCGGGAGCAGCUGCCGGAGCUCCCCAGUGUGACCCGGGAGAAGCUUGUUCAACGGUAUGGAAUGCUGCCGGAACACAGCUUCGCCUUACUGAAUGAAGUUGGCCUACUGGAGUUUUUCCAAAAUGUGAUAAAAGAAACUAGGGCGGAGCCAAAAAAAGUGACUAGUUGGGUCCUCAACACUUUUCUGGGUUUUUUAAAGCAACAGAACCUUGCUGUCAGUGAGAGUCCUGUCACACCUUCUGCACUGGCCGAGCUGCUCAACCUGCUAGACAGGAAAGCAAUUUCUUCAUCGGCAGCUAAACAGGUGUUUGAGGAAUUGUGGAGGAGCAAAGGGAAGACUCCAGCACAGAUCGUUUCAGAAAAGAAGCUUGAACUGAUGCAGGAUCAAGAGGCACUGGAACAGCUCUGCCACGCUGUGAUGGAGGGACAUCCUCAAGUGGUAACGGAUGUGAAGAAGGGAAACCCCAGAGCUAUAAAUAAACUGAUUGGGUUGGUCCGAAAAGCGACUCUCAGCCGAGCGGAUCCGACUGUGAUAAAGGAGAUCCUGGAGAAGAAGCUGUCACCCGGAGAUGUUUCGGGUCCCUCUGCCCGAGGGAGAACAGUGCAGCCGUGACCAGGAACCAAGCCUGUGAAACGCUGACGCUGUGUGCUCCAUGCGCUGCGUCUCCCAGUCCCUGGCCCAAGCCAGAGCCAGAUGGCCACACCUGACCUGUGAGAGCCACCUCCACAGAAGACCAGCAGCCUCACCCGUUUGCUUCAUUGACAUCAGAAUGGUUCCGUGAUAGCUGCAGCAGUGGUUAAGAGAUAGCACAUU
Molecule: messenger RNA, 1956 nt
Organism: Ceratotherium simum simum (southern white rhinoceros)
Lineage: Eukaryota; Metazoa; Chordata; Mammalia; Perissodactyla; Rhinocerotidae
Gene: GATB
Product: glutamyl-tRNA amidotransferase subunit B
Biological process (GO): mitochondrial translation; glutaminyl-tRNAGln biosynthesis via transamidation
Cellular component (GO): mitochondrion; glutamyl-tRNA(Gln) amidotransferase complex
Molecular function (GO): glutaminyl-tRNA synthase (glutamine-hydrolyzing) activity
Source: RefSeq, a predicted model, not a curated record